GACUGACUUGUCUCUACAGCGACUACAGUGAAGAAAUAGUAAUGUCUGUGUUUCUCUCGAAGCACCACAGCAUGCGUCCUCGAGUUCUCGAUGCUACAGAUUGCCCACCUCACAAUAUCCUUCACGAUAUACAAACAUAUCCUCUAUUCUAUGAUGCUUUGUACCACCCGCAAUAUAAUGAAACUGUAUAUGCAACAGCCGAGAAAUUUUGUUGUUGGUUGCAACUAUCACUCGCCUCCCACUGUAGCAGCUUGUGUCUUAGAUGUGGUCCCCUUUAUCGAUCGGUCGCUGUAGUUUUUGAUGGGGUAGGUUUGUCUAACUAAACGCACAGAAUUUGCAAGCAUGUCGGAUGAUAUCCUUGUCAAGAGUCUCUUGACAGCACCUGUCCCACCUGCUUGCAGAAGAACACGGGGCACUUUGCUUGCUGCUGAGUUUCAGAAGUUGUACGGUCCUGAGGUGGCCACUGCUCUACACACUCCUCCUGUCAUCAGUGCAUCUCUUGCUAUCGAUUCAGCGGCUACGCAAGUCUCUGAAGCCAUGUCUUUGCCGUGGAUCUCUGCGUCUAUCGAUGAUCUCGCUCGCCAUUUAGAGAAGCUGAACCGCACCGACGGUUCGUCAAGACAUGUAUUCAUCGAUUUGCACCACGCUGUCGCUCGCUCUACAACAGACUCUCUCAUCAAAAACUUGUGAAUGCACUCGCUAAUCAUGUUCAGCAACGUGCACUAUCCCUAUAUAUUUCAUGCUGGAAUUUGACUCCCUCUCGGAUAAGGACAUUUUCCGUCAGAUUCUCACUCACGAGUUUGGUGUGCUUGUUACUGAACGUCUGUCACAAGAAAUUGUGUCGCACUCUGUCAAGAUCAAAUCAGCCCAUCUAGAACGAAAACAGAAUUCACUAGCAGACGUGAAUAGUAUUCGCACAGAACGAGAGCGGGAGUGGUCAAUGCCUGGUUCGAAAGAAGUCAUUUUUGAGUGUUUUGAUUGCUGUACAUACUCGAAUGUUGUAUAUUAA
Messenger RNA from Suillus fuscotomentosus, 1009 nucleotides. RefSeq lists its product as uncharacterized. The coding region runs from base 343 to 690 and encodes 115 amino acids. NCBI's taxonomy places the organism in Eukaryota, Fungi, Basidiomycota, Agaricomycetes, Boletales, Suillaceae. The transcript is spliced from 3 exons. The record is from RefSeq and is a predicted model, not a curated record.